CGUUGAAUAUCAAACGUUGAUUGAUGGUGUUGUAUUUGAAAGAUUUAAAAAAUCAAAUAGCAGCUAGUAUAUAAGUGAAUUUUGUAACUACAAGAAGAUAUAAAUUUGCUGAAAAGGGCUCCUCAUAAAUUAAGUAUCUUCUACAGAUCGAUCAAUCAAUCAAUCAAGAAGAAUGGCAGAUGUUGGUAGAAUCUCUGCAAUGCGAAUUGCUCUGUCUUACGGACCAGAACUAACUUUCUUGAUCGUACUACGAGUUCUUAUAGGUCUGUACAGGCCUGAUCUGACCGAUAGAGUUAACCGAGUAAGACCAGUUCCCUUAACGAAAAUUAAUAGCAGUUACGAUUUCGUGAUAAUUGGGGCUGGUUCUGCUGGUUCGGUAUUGGCAAAUCGUUUGUCGGAAAAUGGAAAUUGGUCGGUGCUUUUACUCGAGGCUGGCGUGGACGAACCAGACCUGUCGGAUGUGCCUGUCGUGUAUGCGGGUCUGCAGAUCACCCCGUUGGAUUGGCAAUAUCAAACUGAACCUUCGGAUAAUUAUUGCAAGGCGAUGAAUGAUAAUAGGUGCAACUGGCCACGAGGCAAGGUGUUAGGUGGAAGUAGUGUGUUGAACGCGAUGAUGUAUAUUCGUGGUAACAGAAGAGAUUAUGACAAUUGGGAAAGCAUGGGUAAUCCAGGAUGGGAUUACAAGAGCGUGUUGCCUUACUUUAUGAAGUCCGAAGACAUAAAUAUCAAGGAGUUUCAGAACUCCUCUUAUCAUAGUAAAGGUGGACCGUUGACAGUGGAAAAGUUUAGGUAUACCACGCCUGUGACUCGUUAUUUGGUGCAGGCAGGAACUGAGAUGGGAUACGAUAUCAGGGAUUUGAAUGCAGACACGCAAAGUGGAUUUACCUUAUCGUCUGGCACAGUGAGGGAUGGAUUAAGAUGCAGCGCCGCGAAGGCUUUCCUUCGACCAGCCUCGAAGAGAAAGAAUCUAGAUAUCAGCGUUCGUUCAAUGGUAGAGAAGAUUUUGAUACGAAAUGAUGGAAAAUUCAAAACUGCUUAUGGUGUACAAUUUCGAAUCGGAAAAAUGCUUCGAACGGUAACAGUAAAUCGUGAAGUGAUCGUAUCAGGUGGUUCGAUCAAUUCACCUCAACUAUUAUUGCUGUCUGGAAUUGGUCCAGAGGAUCAUUUAAAGGAAAUCGAAAUUCCUGUGGUUCAUCACUUGCCAGGUGUAGGUAACAAUCUCCAGGAUCACGCGGCGAUAGGUGGAUUAAAUUAUCAGGUUACUAAGCCGAAAAACGACACUACAAUCGACAAUUUCUGCUUUAAUAUUCGGACAACCAUCAACUUGAAAUCGCUCAAAGAUUUUGCUAUUAAUCAUAAAGGAACACUCUACUCGACACCCAUAUCCGAAGGAACGGGUUUCAUCAAAACCAAAUUUGCGAACCAAUCAGAUGAUUAUCCUGAUGUACAAUUAUUAAUAUCUUCUGCUGCUGACAAUACAGACGGUGGACUAAAUGGAAAGAGGGAUAGCAAUCUUCGUGACAGUUUCUACUGGAAAAUGUUCGAAAAUGUUUUAUAUCAGGACUCGUAUAUGAUUAUUCCGUUGUUACUGAGACCUCGAAGCAGGGGAUACAUCAAGCUACGUUCGAGUGAUCCAUAUGAUCACCCCAUAAUCGUUCCAAAUUAUUUCGACGACCCUUACGAUCUCAAAGUUUUGGCUGAAGGAGCUCAAUUCGUACACGAUAUGAUCGAGACGCCAACAAUGAAAUUUUUAAAGACUCGACCAAAUCCGAAUAAGGUUCCCGGGUGUGAAAAAUAUAAAUACCCAUCGAGCGAAUAUUGGCAGUGUUUAGCACGAUAUUACACGCUCACGAUUUAUCACCCUGUGGGAACGUGUAAAAUGGGACCUUCCAGUGAUCCUAUGGCAGUAGUGGACCCUAGAUUAAAGGUACACGGUGUUUCUGGACUACGAGUGAUCGAUGCUUCGAUCAUGCCCAAUAUCGUUUCUGGGAACACGAAUGCACCGACGAUCAUGAUCGCCGAAAAGGCUGCUGAUAUGAUUAAAGAAGACUGGAAAAUUCGAAAAAAUGAUUCCUAAAUUGAACAUCAAAGUUCAAAAAAAUUGUUGUAUUUUUGUUUUUGUUAUCGCACGAUAGCCGAUCAAAUAUAAACGAGACUAUUUGUAAAAA
This is a messenger RNA of Osmia lignaria (orchard mason bee), 2168 nucleotides long. Its product is annotated as glucose dehydrogenase [FAD, quinone]. The record is from RefSeq and is a predicted model, not a curated record. Lineage: Eukaryota; Metazoa; Arthropoda; Insecta; Hymenoptera; Megachilidae. Gene Ontology annotation, molecular function: oxidoreductase activity, acting on CH-OH group of donors; flavin adenine dinucleotide binding.